AUGUUCUCGAGGCCCUUGGCUGUACUCAGUGCACUCGCACUUGUGUCUUCUGUCGUUGCCGCCCCUGCUGCGUCCAGUACCAGUGGGAGUGACGAACAGUCUGCUACUACUCUCAAUCCUGCCGUGAUUGCAACAGGUUUCGCAGAGGAUGGUCAACAGGUCCCCACAGAGGGCCAGGUCCCAUCUUUGACGUCGAAGAACAAUUUUAUUAACUUCUGCUUAACCGUCAACAAGCCUAUCACAAAUGGCGAGCAGAUCAAGACUGGCUCGUGCAAUCCGGCACCAAUGGGUGUCAUCGCUGCGACAACCAACAUGCCAUCUGCGAAGUUCCAGUUCCCCAAGAACGGUGAUACAAUCAAAGCAAACCAACUGUUCACGGUGCGGCUAGCGGUCAGCAACCUCGAAACGGGCAACAUCGCCAAUGCGCAACGUAACUUUUAUGCCGCGCCGCAGCAAGUUAAUGCUCAAGGCAACAUCAUUGGACAUUCAAGAAUCACGAUUGAGCCACUCGACAGCCUCAACCAAACGAUUCCAACCGAUCCGAACAGAUUUGCAUUCUUCAGAAGUAUCACUGCGCCAGCAGUUAAUGGAGUGUUAUCGGCAGACAUUACGGAUGGUCUUCCCGCUGGUUUCUACAGAUUGGCAUCCAUCAACUCUGCCACAAACUUACAGCCAGUCCUUGUCGCUGUCGCUCAACAUGGCUCUCUCGAUGACAUGGUUUACUUCACUGUCGAGUGA
Fomitiporia mediterranea MF3/22 is the source of this 738-nucleotide messenger RNA. RefSeq lists its product as uncharacterized. The transcript is spliced from 2 exons. Lineage: Eukaryota; Fungi; Basidiomycota; Agaricomycetes; Hymenochaetales; Hymenochaetaceae. The record is from RefSeq and is a predicted model, not a curated record. The coding region runs from base 1 to 738 and encodes 245 amino acids.